Molecule: messenger RNA, 2852 nt
Organism: Labeo rohita (rohu)
Lineage: Eukaryota; Metazoa; Chordata; Actinopteri; Cypriniformes; Cyprinidae
Product: piggyBac transposable element-derived protein 4
Exons: 3
Coding region: 1-1884 (627 amino acids)
Source: RefSeq, a predicted model, not a curated record
AUGGAUGAAGCUGUUAAGGACAACACGGAGGAGUGUGUAAGCGGUAUCAAUGAGAGAAACGAUGAACACGAUGAGACUAUUGGUUUGGAGGAAUCGUCUGACGACAGUGGCGCUUCCAUUGUGGAUUCCACAGAAGAGGAGAUGUUCCUCGAUGGUCUGGAUCCCCUCCUGGAUCGGCUUUCAGAUGUCUCUGAUGAUGACUGGUAUCCAGAGACCACUCCACGAAAAAAGAAAAAAUCUGGACUGUCUUCUGUAUCGCCAUCUCCAGCGAAGUCUUACAGGACUAGUUCACCUGCCUCUGUACAAAGUGGCAAAGGGAAAAGUAGGAAAAGCAGUGUGAGUCGAUCCCUACCUUUUUCCAUCUCAGAACAGAAAUGGAAAAGUGCAGAUGAGCCCGACAUUGAGCCGAAACAGCCAUUGUUCAGACCUAAAAACACACCGGGCCCCCAGUUGAUCUCCACUGCAACAUGCAGUCCUCUGCAGUAUUUUGAGCUGUUCUUUUCCAAAUCAGUGCUGCAGACGGUUGUAGAACAUACAAAUACAUAUGGAGCCAUGCGUUUUGAAGGAAAGAAGAAGCCAUGGGAAGACAUUUCAAUAAAAGAUCUUAAGUCAUUCAUAGCACUGGUGAUUUACAUGGGCGUGCUGAAAUGCUUCACGCUGACAGACUACUGGAAGAAAUCAGACUUGUAUAGUCUGCCGUAUCCUGCACGAAUUAUGACCGGGAGGAAAUUUCUUAACAUCUGUGCGGCUCUCCAUAUUAGUGAUCCCAAUGUGGAUGCAGAGAAUGACAAGAAGAGGGGAACGCCUGAAUACGACCGCCUGUGUAAGAUCAAACCGCUGUACCAAGACAUUAGGGAUGCAUGCAGAGCUUCUUUCCACCCCUUUCAGAACAUCUCUGUUGAUGAGCGAAUGGUGGCAUCAAAGGCUCGAAAUCGUCUGAAACAGUACAUGAAGAACAAACCUACAAAAUGGGGGUACAAACUCUUUGUACUGGCAGAUUCCCUUUGUGGCUACACUUGGGACUUCUUUAUUUAUGAAGGAAAGGCCAACCCGGAUGAAAGCAAAGGUAUUAGCUAUGAUUCUGUCAUGAUUCUCGCAAACGAAAGGUUGUUGGGAUCUGGCUACAAGCUGUUUGUUGACAACUUUUACACCAGUCCCAAGCUCUUCAGAGACCUUCUCCAGAAAAAGAUCUGGGCUUGUGGCACUAUUCGUGCAAACCGCAUUGGCCACUUAAAGACACAGGCUCCUCGUGGGAAUAUUCGCUGGUUUAGGGAAGACGAUCUGCUGUUUGUUGAGUGGAAAGACAAGAGGGAUGUGCUGAUGUGCUCCACCUUUCACAAAGCUUUUAAUGGGGACUCCAUAAAGAGGAAUGUGAGAGGAGCCGAUGGCGUUUGGGCCAUUCAGGAUUUCCCUGUUCCAGCUGCAGUGUUGGACUACAAUAAGCACAUGGGAGGAGUGGAUCUGUCUGACGCGCUUAUAGGAUAUUACACAGUUCUGCACAAAACAAAAAAGUGGUAUCGGUCCUUUUUUUACCACUUUGUGGACAUCGCUGUAGUCAAUGCCUUCAUUUUGCACCAGCAAAUGGCCAAGAUGAAGAACCAGAAGCCUCUUACCCAGAAGGCCUUCCGGGAGACACUUGUUUCAGAGCUUGCAGGAACAGGACCUGCAUCUGCCCCUGCGAAAGAACACCUAGUUCCUUCUAAAGGUUCCCACCUGCCCAAGCACAUCAAAGGAGACAGCACUUCUGGAAGACGGAAAUGCAAGAUAUGUCAUAGUAAAACUCCAGUCAUGUGUGUAACUUGCCAGGUGCAUUUAUGCUUUGUUCCAAAGCGUGACUGUUACAGUAAGUGGCAUGGAAGAGUUGAUGAGGAUCAGUCGGAGUAAUGCCCAAAGUAUACAUCUAGAGAAGUGGUUAAUUAAGAAGACAUGUAAAACAUGUACUGUGGUGUUGGGGGGCCACCAGGAACGUGGUUGUUAACCACUGGUCUAGAGCAUAGGUCUCCCUCUGCUUCUGGGGAUCCACAGUUUUGCUCCAACCCUAAUCAGACACACCUGAACCAGCUAAUCAAGGUCUUUAGGAUCACUUGAAAAGUCACAGGCCAGGUGUGCUGAAGUUUGGAAGUUUGGAAAGAAACUUUGCAAGACAGUGGGUCGUUAGGAGCAGAGUUGAAGAUGGUCUAGAGCAGUGGUUCUCAACUCCAGUCCUCGAGACCCACUAGGAUCUUUCUUCUAACGAGCUGAUGAUCUAAAUCUGGUGCAUUAAAUGAGGGAGACAUACAAAAUGGGCAGAGUGGUGGGCCUGGAGGGACUGGAGUUGAGAACCUCCAAACUUGUUCCUGGAUCACGGUUUCCUGCGGAGUUCCAACUUGCCUCAACACACCUGCGGGGAAGUUUCUAGUAUGCCUUGAAAUAGCUUGAUUGGCUGGUUCGGAUGUGUUUAAUUAGAUUUGGACCUAAACUCCGCAGAACACUGGCCCUCCAGGACUGAGUUUGGGCACCCUGGUCUAGAGCAGUGGUUCUCAACUCCAGUCCUAGGGGCCCACUGCUCUGCACAUUUUGUAUGUUUCUGAAUCUAAAACACUCAGUUCAGUUCAUGGAUCUUUCUCCUAACAAGCUGAUGAUCUGAAUCAGGUGCAUCAAAUGAGGGAGGCAUAGAAAAUGUGCAGAGCAGUGGGCCCAGAGGACUGGAUUUGAGAACCACUGGUCUAGAGCAUAGGUCUUCAACCCUGUUCCUGCGGACCCACUAUCCUGCAGAGUUUAGCUACAACUCAAAUCAAACACACCUGUAUCAGCUAAUUAAAGGGUUACUCCGCCCCAAAAUGAAAAUUUUGUCAUUAACCCCAUGUCGUUCC